GUGAUGCUAAAUGUUUUCACUUUUGAUUUUUAAGUUAGUAAUUUAUAGAAGAAGUUGCACUUUUAUUUUGCUGUAUAAAAAUCUUUUAGAUCAGAUUUCGAAAAAAUUUUGCUAGUUGCGUUUUGGACAGAAAAUCUGUGUUGUAUUAGAUGGCGUUUCCUCAACCUAAUGCUCAAAGAGAGUUGACCAAUCGAAAAAUAUUAGAGGAGCUUCAAUUAAAGAAGCAAAUGUUAUUAAAACAGGGUGUCGUUGCUCCAUUGACAGCUACUACUAUUCCUCUUACUCAACCAAGCCCUGUUAAUCAAUUGCCUAUGUGCUCUAUUCCACCUGUGUCUGCUACAGCUGGAUUCCCUCAGUUACCUGAAGCAAAUAUUGUAAACACAAGCCAUAGAGCAGCACUACAACACGCGAAUGCUACUUCUUGUGGUUUCUUUGUAUCACAAGACUCUUCAUUUGGUAACCAGAUUUUACCCGUGCUCCCUAGAUUUGAUACCAAGUAAACUGUCUAAUACACAUUGAUGCAUAGAAAUGUCAGCUUUAAUGAAAUUGAAAACAUUAGAGGGAUAUUUACAAGAUUUAUCAGGUUUCACAAAACCCAAGAUACAAUAUGAACAGUAUGAGACUCCAGCACACAUAGCUGCUGUUGCACUUUACACAAUGCAGACACAAUUUGAAGCAUUAGAAAAUCGCUUAGUAUUAGAUGCUGGAUGUGGUCCUGGGGUAUUGGGUAUAGGUGCAGCAUUUUUGGGGGCGGGAUUUGUCACAGCAGUUGAUAUUGAUGAAGAUGCUGUAGAAAUAAUAAAUGAAAAUGUAGAAGAAGCUGAAAUAAGUAAUAUAGAUGUAAUAAAAAGUGAUUUCCUCAAUUGUAACACAUUCAGAUGGGAGAAUUAUUUUGACACAGUUUUAAUGAAUCCUCCUUUUGGCACCAAAAAUAAUACAGGUAUUGAUAUGAAAUUUCUACAAAUGGGACUUAACCUCAGCUGUGAUAGUGUUUACUCGCUACAUAAAUCUUCUACAAGAUUACACAUCCAAAAGAAGAUAAAGGAGUGGGGUGUGAAAGGCAGCGUGAUUGCAGAGCUGCGGUACAAUUUGGCAGCAACAUACAAGUUUCACAAGCAGCAGUCGAAAGACAUUGCUGUGGACUUGUGGAGGCUGACACAUCAUACUUGACAUACAGAUAGUCAAAUACUAACUUAUUAGUUUUAUUUUGAAAUAAUAUACACAAAUGACAGAUAUUUUUACAACAAUUAAUUUAACGAUUUCGAAAGACAGAAAAAGCGAAUGAAAUAAAAAUAUGAAGAGGU
This is a messenger RNA of Parnassius mnemosyne (clouded apollo), 1304 nucleotides long. NCBI's taxonomy places the organism in Eukaryota, Metazoa, Arthropoda, Insecta, Lepidoptera, Papilionidae. The record is from the annotation of a GenBank genome assembly.